Messenger RNA from Sebastes umbrosus (honeycomb rockfish), 3560 nucleotides. It is a transcript of the gene kcnh1a, whose product is annotated as potassium voltage-gated channel, subfamily H (eag-related), member 1a. Lineage: Eukaryota; Metazoa; Chordata; Actinopteri; Perciformes; Sebastidae. Gene Ontology annotation, cellular component: membrane. The record is from RefSeq and is a predicted model, not a curated record. Gene Ontology annotation, biological process: regulation of membrane potential; potassium ion transmembrane transport. Gene Ontology annotation, molecular function: delayed rectifier potassium channel activity.
UUUCCCAGUUUAUUUGCUCCAUUCCUACCCACUGCAGCUUUAAUAUGUUUCGAUUAGGCUACUGGUUCAAACUGACAGAUUUGUGUGCUGAACGUUGUCAAACUGUUUUAAGCCUUUACAGUAAAGAAAGUGAUUCAACCAUUUCAUCCAUUUUAUCCUGAUCCAUUUAAAUCCUCUCUGUUGGGAUGCUUAUUUGAUUGGUAAAGCCUGUGUGAUGUUAUUGAGGGCAGGUGUUUCCUCCAGCAGAUGGAGCUCCAGCUCGUGUCAGAGCCGCACCGUGAGGAGCAGAGCCCGGCCCCUCCUGCACCGUGCUGCGGCCCCUCCUGCACCGUGCGGCGCGGUACGCACAGCCGUUGUUUUCGUCUCCUGGAUGAUGAGGUGCGUAAAAAGGCGCCAACGCACCGCACCGGGCUGAGGAGGGAGAGCUGAGGAGCAGACCAGACAAACAGCUCCUCUCUCCAACACAUCCACGCAGCGUGUCAGAGCCGGAGAGAGAGCAUGAAGACGGACAGAUGGAGGAGUAGAGACUGAGCUGCGGAGGAGACGAGGCGGCUGAGUGAAGCGGCAGCAUGGCGGGGGGCCGGAGGGGACUUGUGGCCCCUCAGAAUACUUUUUUGGAGAAUAUUGUCAGACGGUCGAACGUUUGGACACUGUCACAUAGACAGACAGAUACCAACUUUGUCUUGGGAAACGCUCAGAUAGUAGACUGGCCCAUCGUCUACAGCAACGAUGGUUUCUGCAAGUUGUCGGGGUACCACAGAGCAGAAGUGAUGCAGAAAAGCAGCACCUGCAGCUUCAUGUACGGGGAGCUCACGGACAAGGACACGACGGAAAAAGUGCGACUAACAUUCGAGAAUUAUGAGAUGAACUCAUUUGAAAUACUGAUGUACAGGAAGAACAGGACGCCUGUUUGGUUUUUUGUGAAGAUUGCUCCCAUUCGAAAUGAACAAGAGAAAGUGGUCCUGUUUCUCUGCACGUUCAGUGACAUCACAGCCUUUAAACAGCCCAUUGAAGACGAUUCUACCAAAGGAUGGGGAAAGUUUGCCCGACUGACUCGAGCUCUAACAAGCAGUAGAGGAGUCUUACAACAGCUGCAGCCCACAGUUCACAAAGGAGAGAAUGUCCACAAGCACUCCCGCCUGGCUGAGGUACUGCAGCUCGGCUCAGAUAUCUUACCUCAAUACAAACAGGAGACCCCCAAAACACCUCCCCACAUCAUCCUGCACUACUGCCUCUUCAAGACCACGUGGGACUGGGUCAUCCUCAUCCUCACCUUCUACACAGCCAUCAUGGUGCCCUACAACGUCUCCUUCAAGACCAAGCAGAACAACGUGACGUGGCUGGUGGUGGACAGCAUCGUGGACGUCAUCUUCCUGGUGGACAUCGUUUUAAACUUCCACACCACGUUCGUCGGACCCGCCGGCGAGGUCAUCUCAGACCCAAAGCUGAUCCGAAUGAACUACCUGAAGACCUGGUUUGUUAUCGACCUGCUGUCCUGCCUGCCGUACGACGUCAUCAACGCCUUCGAGAACGUAGAUGAGGGUAUCAGCAGUCUGUUCAGCUCACUUAAAGUGGUCCGGCUUCUCCGUCUGGGUCGGGUUGCCCGUAAACUGGAUCACUACAUUGAGUACGGGGCGGCUGUACUGGUCCUGCUGGUGUGUGUUUUUGGACUGGCUGCUCACUGGCUGGCCUGCAUUUGGUUCAGCAUCGGUGAUUACGAGGUUAUCGAUGAAGAAACCAACAUUGUGCGCAUGGACAGCUGGCUCUACAUCCUAGCUGAGACGGUGGGCACACCAUAUCGCUUCAACGCCAGCGGUUCAGGGAAGUGGGAGGGCGGGCCGAACAAAGACUCUGUCUACAUCACUUCGUUGUACUUUACCAUGACCAGCCUGACCAGCAUCGGCUUCGGCAACAUCGCCCCGACCACAGACGGAGAGAAAAUCUUUGCAGUAGCCAUGAUGAUGAUUGGAUCCCUUCUUUAUGCCACCAUCUUUGGUAAUGUGACAACAAUUUUCCAGCAGAUGUACGCCAACACAAAUCGUUACCAUGAGAUGAUUAACAGUGUCCGGGACUUCCUCAAGCUCUAUCAGGUGACCAAGGGCUUGAGUGAAAGAGUGAUGGACUACAUCGCCUCCACGUGGUCCAUGUCACGUGUAUAGACACUGAAAAAGGUGUUGCAGAUUUGUCCAAAGGACAUGAGAGCAGAUAUUUGUGUUCAUCUCAACCGGAAGGUAUUUAAAGAGCACCCGGCUUUCCGGCUUGCCAGCGAUGGGUGCCUCAGAGCGCUGGCCAUGGAGUUUCAGACCAUCCACUGUGCGCCUGGUGACCUGAUCUACCACGCUGGUGAGAGUGACAGCCUCUGUUUUGUGGUGUCGGGAUCACUGGAGGUCAUUCAGGAUGAUGAGGGUAAGGGAGAUGUAUUUGGGGAUGUCUUCUGGAAAGAAGUGACUCUCGCUCAAGCCUGCGCCAACGUCCGAGCUCUCACCUACUGCGACCUCCACGUCAUUAAACGUGACGCCCUACAGAAGGUGCUGGAGUUCUACACAGCGUUUUCCAACCACUUCUCAAGAAAUCUGCUGCUCACUUACAACCUGCGAAAGAGGAUCGUCUUCCGAAAGAUCAGUGAUGUGAAACGAGAGGAAGAGGAGCGACAGAGACGGAAAAAUGAAGCCCCUCUGAACUUACCACCGGACCACCCGGUACGAAAACUCUUCCAGCGCUUUCGUCAGCAGAAGGAAGCCCGCCUGGUGCCCGUGAAACCAGAACUAGAUGAUCAUGAUAUCGAGAAGGGCCCUGUGUACGUAGACAUCCCGAUAGCCAAAACAGCCAUCUUAACUACCAGCAUCGUCACGGUGACAGAAAGCCCAGCAACACCCUCAUCUUCAACACCCUCAUCUUCAACACCUUCAUCUUCAGCAACCCCCAACUGUACUCCCUCAGACAAGGCGAAGCUGCAGGUGCCGGCUUCCGUUUCUCUGGUAGGAGGCCGGGCUGCAGAACCAGUCAAAGUCAAAGGCUGGGGUCGCUUCAAGGAGUCCAUGGCCAAACCCGACAACUGGAACAAAGUGUCUAAAGCCGAAUCCAUGGAGACUUUACCUGAACGGACCAAGGCGCAUGACUCACAGAUGUCUCUAAAGAAGACAGACUCAUGUGACAGCGGUAUCACCAAAAGUGACUUGCGCCUGGACAACGUGGGUGAAUUCCGCCUGACGCCCCAGGACCGUAGUCCCGUCCAGCCUCCGGAGACCAGGCAUGCCUUCUACCCCAUCCCAGAGCAAACGCUUCAGGCCUCGCUCCAGGAGCUCAAGCUCGAGCUGAAGGACGAUCUCAAGAACCUGAACGUUCGAAUGUCCGGCCUGGAGGCGCAACUCACAGAAGCUCAACUCCUCAAAGCGAGGAGGUCGAGUGCCGACUCUCAGCAGGCUCUUUUUGACAUUUCUAGACCUGCUUCACCAGAACUGGACAAAGAGGGACAUCUUCUCCUGAAGGGUAGAAGGUUAGUUCAUCAGGUUAACUGUGAACUCAGCUGGAAUCCAGUAAUAUCCAGAUUACUUGGAUAG